Sceloporus undulatus (fence lizard) is the source of this 2264-nucleotide messenger RNA. RefSeq names its product tetratricopeptide repeat domain 5 (gene TTC5). NCBI's taxonomy places the organism in Eukaryota, Metazoa, Chordata, Lepidosauria, Squamata, Phrynosomatidae. Gene Ontology annotation, molecular function: protein binding. Bases 158 to 1480 code for a protein of 440 amino acids. The record is from RefSeq and is a predicted model, not a curated record. The transcript is spliced from 11 exons.
CCUCCAGCAUGAUUUCCUCUGACAGAUGUUGAGCACAGAGUUGCACUGGAGCACCUGGGGAUUCCCAGAAAGGUGUUAGCCUCCAGGCCUCUGGAUGUCUCUCUAUCUGUCCAGCAAAAGACGAACAGGAAACUAAGGAGGGUCAGCAGCAGCAAUCAUGGCCGAGGAAGAAGAAGAAAACUCUCAAACUGGACAAGGCUUGCAGGAAUUGGUUGACCAGUUGUAUCAUUUUCGAGACCAUUAUUUUGAGAGCCACAGCGUAGAGGAUGCUGGGAAAAAGCAGCAGGAUGUACAAGAGAGGAUGGAGAAGACUCUUCAGCAAAUGGAAACAAUGGAAGGCCUGUCUGAAGGUCGAGCUCACACGCUGAUGCUGAAGGGAAAAGCUUUGAAUGUGUCUCCAGAUUAUAACGCCCAAGCUGAAGAGUUGCUUUCCAAGGCUGUCAAAUUGGACCCAGAACUGGUGGAAGCCUGGAAUCAUUUGGGGGAAGUUUAUUGGAAAAAGGGUGACAUCUCGGCUGCCCAUACUUGCUUUUCUGGAGCACUCAGCCAUUGCAAGAACAAGGUCUCUCUGCAGAAUCUCUCCAUGGUGCUACGGCAGCUGCGCACAAGCUCUGCUGAUGAGCAUGCACAGAAUGUGAUGGACAGUGUGCGGCAGGCCAAGCUGGCUGUGCAGAUGGACGUGCGUGACGGCCGUUCCUGGUAUGUUCUGGGCAAUGCCUACCUCUCCUUGUUCUUCAAUACAGGGCAGAACCCCAAGAUCUCCCAGCAGGCGCUGAGUGCCUAUGCCCAAGCAGAGAAAGUAGACCCCACUGCAUGUUGUAAUCCUGAUCUACACCUGAAUCGAGCUACGCUGCAUAAGUAUGAAGAAAACUACAUGGAAGCUCUAGAGGGUUUUUCACGGGCCUCAGCUCUUGAUCCUGCUUGGUCGGAACCACGCCAAAGAGAGCAGCAGCUCCUAGAUUUCCUAGUCAGGCUAACCAACCUCCUUGAAAACAAGGGAAAGGUAAAAAGCAAGAAGCUGCAAAGCAUGGUAGGAAACUUGCAUCCCUCUCAACUGGGCCCUUGUGGUGAUGGCCACUACCAAGGUCCCUCUGGUCAGAAGGUGGAACUGGAGCAGCGGCCGCUAAGUGCCUUGCGGCCUGGUGUUAACUCUGGCACUGUUGUGCUAGGGAAGGUGCUGUUCAGCCUGACCACAGAGGAAAAGGUGCCCUUCACAUUUGGUCUCACUGACUCCGUUGAUGGCCCUUGUUUUGCUGUUACUGUUUACAAUAUGGCACAAAGCUGGGGGGUUCUGAUUGGAGACUCAGUGGCCAUCCCUGAACCUCACCUUCGGCACCAUCACAUCCAGCAUCAAGGAAAGAGUUUCACCUUCUCUGACAUCCGGGUGGAAACUCCUUUGUUGCUGGUGGUGAAUGGCAAGGUCCAGGGAUCCCAGAGCCAGGCUGCUGCCACAGUGGCAUACCAGGCACAGAGUGAAUGAAGAUGGGAAGCAGAAGGCAACGUGGGGACUGCUCCUUCUUUCCAGAGGUGUUUGGCCUUGUGCCUGUCUCUGCUACCUCUCAGAAAAUCUAAACAUUUAAUGGCCAAGGGAAAUUGAACCAGGUUUUUUGGGUGUUUUUUUUUUAAUAACAUCUGAAGGCAUUAGGUGAUGGAGAAGCAGAGAAGGGAUUACAGGAGGUGUACCCCCAGUGAGGCUUAUUUGGUUCCAUCUCAAUUCCACUGCCAUAGGAAUUGACAUGUGCCUUAAUCUAUUACUAUAAUAAAAUUAGACUCCCUAAAUUGGACUGGAAAAACCAGGAGGCUGCCCAGUUAAGUCCGCGUUGCUUCUCUUUUCUCCAAUCCCUCUCACUAAGGCAGCUUUAUCUUUGUUCUUGGGAAGGAUAACCCCUUGGACCAUUUUAUUUGAACUUAGGCACUCAGUCUCCUUGGCUCUUCUGUUUGUUUGGAUUUUGGUGUGUGAGUUUUUUUUUUAAAAAAAUCUCAUUGAGUUGAAUCCAGACUUAGUUAUAAUUACAGCAAUUUCACUGAAGUCAGUACCAUAUAAGUUAAUCAUGACUUAAAUCCCAGUGAUUGCAGUAUGCUGUUAGUAUGGACUAACUCUGGAUCCAAUUUGUUGUAUUUUAUUUUGUGUAUAUAGGAGAUAAUAACAUCCAUAUUUAUUUGGUAAAAUUCUGAGUUUCUGUAAUUUUAUAUAUAAUUUUUCAGAUUUUUGGUCAUUUUCCCAGUUAAUUUUCCCAGUUAAUAAAAUGUGUAUUGUUUACCAA